Wasmannia auropunctata (little fire ant) is the source of this 3027-nucleotide messenger RNA. RefSeq lists its product as uncharacterized. Bases 208 to 1260 code for a protein of 350 amino acids. The transcript has 3 exons. NCBI's taxonomy places the organism in Eukaryota, Metazoa, Arthropoda, Insecta, Hymenoptera, Formicidae. The record is from RefSeq and is a predicted model, not a curated record.
GACUACCGCACCGUCCGACAGCGAUAGGAGCUCUGCCGACAAACAGUACGGCGGACUUAGAUUUAACACCUGAGAAUUUCUCGCGUAAAUUCGCAUGUUGAAACAAAAUAAUUUUGAAAAUUGACCGCGUCGUGCUUAAGUUCGCCGUUCACGUGUUCGCGAAUUUCCUGUUGAUUGUGAUCAGGAUAGCUUAGAUCGGGAGUGAUCAUGAGGAUGCAUCUUGUUGGAAUCUUGACUAUUCUGUUAUUCGCUGGUACCGAAAUUUUAGGACAUCCCCCACAGGAAAGAUUAAUGCCAGAUGGAGCGCCGAUUCCCGAGGACACAGUUGUACACGAGGACUCCGUGGCGUCGGCGUCGGAGGUAGGCGAGGAGUACGACGAUUCCGACAUGUAUAUGGAACCGGAUGAGUCAGGGGCGACUGCGCAACCGGAGGAUCGCGCGGAGGAAAGCACGCAAAAGACCAAUCAACGCGAGACGUCAACCGACACCACCGACAAGAGUAACGAGAAAUCAUCCGAGGCUGAGAAACCUGAAGCUGCCAAAGAUCAGGAGGCGAAGAACACGGAUCACACUGCCAUCGCGCAGUUCUCUGACGCGGGAGACAGACGUUUGGAGACCGAGAGUCAAAAUUUCUUCCCGUCCUUCGCGGAGCUCUUUGGAAAUCACAGGCUCUCGUUCGCGGAGCAGCAGCAGCAGCGGCAGUACCGUCCUAACAGAUUUCUAGGCUACUUCCAACGCGAUCGCAAUUAUCAGGCCGCCGCGACUAAGGAUCACCACUCCAUACUGGGGUCAGGUAACUUCGGCGUGAUCCGCGGCGGCACUUACUAUCCGGAGGAGAAAGAGAACGACGAGUACUCGGUGGACGAGAGCCUCUACAAUCCGUACUAUCAUCGCGGUCGUGCGCAAUAUUAUAGAAACCCGAAACCCCAGCCGAUACGCGGCGGCGAUUUCUUCGCGAACUUCCGCGAUUUCGCCGACAUCACGGCGCCGCCGAAGUCCAGUUUCUCGCACCUCUCCGUGGUGUACGCCAACAAGAACGGCAGUUCCACCGGACGUGUCACGGAACCCAGGAAUAUCAUUGAAACUCUCAGGAUGUUGGAGGAAGAGGAGCGAUCCAACGCGGAGGAAGUGUCCACUACGGAAGAGCCGAAGAAGAAGCAAAGCAAGGGCAAGUGGAAACUCAUGAAGAUGAAGCAGUACGAGGAGGAUAAAGCCAGAAGAUCUCGCAUGUCCGUCGAACCGCUGCUCGCUCUCAGCUGAGCGUAAAGGAAUGUCGUUUAAAGUGUACGUUAAUGUGGACGCAAACCUCGGGAUUUUCUCCCAAACGCGGAAUUUGGCCUCGAGAUCAGAACUAAAGUCUGAAAAGCGUCGUUUUUUUUUCUAUUAUUGGAGAAGAAUGUACUGAAACCGUGCGACAGGAACAGAGAGGGUCCGCAUCUUCGUUCAUGUGCGGACGAUACUGUGCGUGCAUACGAACUUUUCGAACCGAGCCGAAAAGCUGGCGACUGGAGAAUUUCGAAAUUAUAACGCGCGACGCGCGUCGCCAGUUAAAUACGGUAUACAAUUCCUACCAUUGGAAUUCCGACGCUCUGUAUCGAUACGGAGGUAUAAGCGAAAGCAUCAGUUUAUAGUUUUAAACGUAGCACCGUACAAAACUUCUAUAUCAUUUCUUGAGCGAUGCGAAAAAAUUUGGAUUAAUUAGUAGAACUUAAGAUGAUAGCGUUAAGAAUAUAAGGCAUUGUACCGUUCCUGUUUAUCGGCUAAUUGUUAGAUCUAAAACGCACGUGGCCUUAACGUUUAAAUUAUUCCCUAAGUUAGAUGGUAACGCGUGUGAGUUUGAAGGAUCCUAAAUAUAAGAUUUUUCGAGACUACAGUGCGUCGAUUAAGAAAUUCCAUGUGGUGCUAUAUACGUUUCGCCGGUCGUACAAACACCUUCUGGAGAAACGUUCCCGUUUCGGCGAGGCGCUUGCAAAGCAAACUAACUGGCAACGAUUAUUCACAGAGACCUUUUACGUUGAUUGAAUUCACUUGCUCGUACGUGAACGUCACGCUCGAGUAAGCCAUGAUUCCGGAAUCGGUAACUCUUACCAUACGACACUUGCGUUCGGGCUAAAACCACGAGGCUCGUGCGCGCGGCCUCGUUAUCCUAUAAUUAUGCGAAAUGCGUAAUCACGUAGGAUAUACUUCAGAAUAUGAGAUCUAUUUUUCUUAGCAGUUUUUACAUUUACAUUCGUUGCUCCUCUUUCUUUGAAACGUAACGUUUCGUUUCAGGUGUUAAAAGUGUAAAAAUGAAAAGCGAAAAGACGUAGACCUGUGAAAAGUGUACGCAUUACAAUUUUAACCGCGUCGAGUUGACUUGCGAAAAACUCUUCUCUUGGCAUUACCAUAAAUUAUUCGACUCUGCCCUUCUAUAUUUUAAUGUUUUAUAGCUAAAGCGGAAACGGGUUGCCAUCGCGUUUAUCCGUGAAAUAUUAUGUUAGACACGCGCGGCUUUGCGUGCAUCAGCAAUAAAUUAAUUUUAAUUGGCUAUACUUUAAGUGUGUGAAGAUCCAUAUAUAUUCAGUAAACUAAUAAAGACUGCUCAUUUUGUAUUCGCUAUUGGUUAUAAAAAUAUAUUAAUUAUUUUUCUCCAUGCUGCUUAAGUUCAAAAUUAAUUCAUGAUGAAAUUGUGAUUUAAUAAGAAAUACUCUAAACACAUUUCUUGUAAUUCAAUUACAAUGAAUUAUGGAAUAACGAUUCACUUAACUGAAGAAGUCGUACUAGAAUUCCCGUAGAAUUCCAGAACGAUUUUCAUCCCGGACGAAAUUCAUCAAUUUCUGAACAAACAAAAAGACGAUUCCAUAAAUUGACGAAAAUUCUUCGCCGUAGAUCUCGACUUAUUGUUGUUUCACUUAUUGUUGACUAUUUUAACUGUAUCAUUAAACUUAUUGACCUACUUAAUUAUUCAAAACAUGCGCGUCUCCUUCAACUCACUUCAUUUUGAAAGGGCGCGAUAAAAAAAUUAAAUAAAAUAUAUUUUUUCGAAAA